AUGGAUAUGGCAAAGCUUAAAGAGGAUCUUCAGGAUACAGAACAGUGGGCCCGUGCUAAUAAUGUGGAAAUAAAGGGAGUUCCACUAUCAAAGUCUGAGAACUUAUACGAUAUUGUAGCGAAGAUCACUAAAAAUAUCAAGUGCACCAUACGUAAAGAAGAUAUCAACUACAUUGCACGCGUACCUAGCUUAAAGUCAGACUUUUCUAAAUCAAUUAUAAUGGCUCUAAAUAACCGCUACACCAAAGAGGAGUUUGUGGCAGCUGCGCGCCAACACAAGGGUCUUUCCAUUCUGGAUCUCGGAUAUAACGGAGAAGGGAAGGUAUUUAUUAACGAUCACCUUACCUUGCACAAUAAGGCACUUUUAAAGAAAGUAAAGGAAUUAGCCUUCGAAAAGCAAUUUAAGUACGUAUGGGUGAAACAUUGUAAAAUACUGAUAGAGAUUUGGGGUUCUGCAUUACUUUGCACUCGCUCGAGCUUCGUGAUGCUGAAGCCCCAAUUCGGAUAG
Molecule: messenger RNA, 507 nt
Organism: Arctia plantaginis
Lineage: Eukaryota; Metazoa; Arthropoda; Insecta; Lepidoptera; Erebidae
Source: the annotation of a GenBank genome assembly